GGACUUCCUUGAAAACUUCUGUUGGAUGGCAGCUGCACCUAGGUGACACGUAACUAAAAUUAAAGGUGCAGUAUAGGCCGUGUUUGCUCAUAUUUCUUAUCUGGUUUUGAAGUUUGCAAGGAAUAGGUAGUUGCAUUACAAUCUAAAUAUCUACAUAGUUUUUACUACACUGGAUCGCAAGGAAGAUAAGUAUUGUCAGGCAGUUAUUUCAUUCAUUUUCUCUUAACUUGAGGGAAGUUAAGUCGUUGCGUUUCCAGUGUAGGUAAAUCAUGGUCUAAGCAAUUUUGUUAAGUAGCUUACUUUUCUGCGCAUAAACGGUCACCUCGUUAAAAAUGCACAACGUUUUUUGUUAAGUGCACGAAGGAAUGCGCGUCCCGUCGUCAUUCACGCUGGAUCCACACUGAUAAGGUCUGAGGUAGGCUACAAUAUUUUCAAUCAGAGGAGGAGAACGACGGGCAAAAAGUUUGGAAAAGUUUCAGUGGAGUUGCGGCGACAGACUGCGAAGGGUUAGCGACGCAGCCAUGGGCAACGGGGUGUGCUCUCGAAGACAGAGAAAGAUCUUUCAGUCUCUCUUAGCCAUCACUGUAAUCUUCGGAAUGAUUUACGGAGGUAUGGUCUCGUAUGAAAUGCACAAACAGCUGAAAAGGACCGAGGCAUUAGCGCUCAAGUACCAGCAGCAUCAAGAGUCUCUCUCGGCACAGCUUCAAGUUGUGUACGAACACCGCUCUCGACUGGAGAAGUCCCUCCAGAAGGAACGCGUGGACCACAAGAAAUCAAAAGAAGAUUACUUGGUGUACAAGCUGGAGGCCCAGCAGUCUCUGAACAAGGAGAAGCAAGAUUCCAGCAACAGAUACAACUCGCUGCAUGUCCAGCAUCAGAUGCUGAAGAAUCAGCAUGACGACCUGAAGAAGCAGUUCUUUGACCUGCAGGAGCAGCACCAUGUCCAGGGGGAGGACCACAGCAAAGUCCUGGACGAGCACAAGCAGCGCUAUGACCAGCUGCAGCAGACCAAGGAGAUCGAGCUUUCCAACCUGAAAGAGAGCGUAUAUAACCUGCGGGAGGAGAACCGCCAGCUGAGGAAGGCCCACCAGGAGAUCCACGUCCAGCUGCAGGAUGCGCGGCAACAGCACAAGGACUUAAGGUCGUCACACGACAAGCUUACAAUGGUGCUUGAGGACCACAAGAGUGCCCUGGCGGUUGCCCAGGCCCAGGUGGACGAGUACAAGCAGCUGAAGGAGACUCUAAAUAAGAUGCCCAGCCUGCAGCAGGCGCACGGUCCAGCUGCCCCAGCUCCUGCUGGCCAGAACCAGAAGCCCCCCCACGAGGAGGAGCCAGCCGAGGACACCCAGUCUAAGCUGCGGGACCAGGAGGAGGAGGGGGGUCAGAAUGAGGUAGGAGGUGCAGCGCAGGAGGAGGAGAGGAGGAAGGAGCUGGCGGAGGAGGAGAUGGAGCAGGCCGGUCAGCCACAGAAACUGGUGGAGGACCUGGACCAGCAGGAGCAGGAGCACGAGGGGCAGGAGGUGGUGGAGGAGGAGGAGGAGGAGCAGCCAGACGAGAACGCCAUCCACCGAGAGCAGCACCCGAGACUGGAGGAGGAGCAGGCGGUGGCGCGGGUGGCGCGGGCGAAGUCGGCGUACGAGCAGCAGCAGGAGCAGCAGCGCGUGGCGGCGCAGCAGGCGGAGGAGCGGCGGCGGCUGCAGCUACGUCAGCAGGCCCUGGAGCAGCACCAGCAGCAGCUGCAGAGAGAGCGGCAGGAGCGCCUGCGCCUGCAGAGGGAGCGCGAGGAGCAGCUGCACCGCCAGGCUGACCAGCACGAGGAGCGCCUCCGCCAGGAGCAGCUCAGGCAAAAAGCCCACUAUGAGAAUCUGGAUGCAGACAUAGUCCAGGGGGAGGACGAAGGGAAGGUCGAGGAAGAUGAAGAGAGGAACGUCCACGAGGAGGAGGGCAAGCAGGAGGAAGGCCAGGAGAGGCAUCAGGAGGAGGAGGAGGAGGAGGAGAGGCCAGUGGAGACAGAUGUGGACCCUGAGGACGAUCCCAACAACCAGGGGGAGGACGAGUUUGAGGAGGCUGAGCAGCAGCAGCAGAAGGAGGCGGCGGCCGCUGCCGCCGCCGCCGGACACCCCCAACCUCUGGCCCCCAACAGCAAGCACCAUAACCCCGCCGACGAGCAGCUUGUGGUGGCAGGCAACCCAGACCAGCAGGAGGACACCAUAGAUGACCAGUACCAGGAGGAAGGCGAUGAUGAGGUCCAGGAAGACGUGGCUGUUGAUCACAAGGAAGAGGUUGGGGAGGAGGAGGAGGAAGACCCGUACAAUGAGAACGCUGAGCAGGAUCAAGAAGCAAAAGAUCAGGAGGGAGCAGCAAAGGUGGACGCCGAGCCAAAUAAAGAUCGGGCGGCCAACGAAGAGGAGAACUAUGAGGAGGAGGAAGAUGAGGAAGAGGGCGGUGGAAAAAACAAACGGACCAAUCGCAGAGCAGAGAUGUGAGAGGACGAGUUACCCGCCAGCCUGCCAUUCCCAGCAGAGGGGCCAUAAUGAACCUCUUCAUGCUUUAGUCCUGAAUGAAUGCGAUGUGGAGCACAGAGCAUGGAAUUCCAGCCGGAAUAAUGAGAUCCGCUGGGAACGGAUCCGUAUUGCCCUUCACAUGGGAUUGGAACUCCUCUGUGUCGCCAUGGAGAUGGACAAGCCACCCACUCACAGUGAAAAAAGUAGUUUAAAUAUUUUGGUCAGAUUGUCUGAUAUGCCUUUAUAUCUCAGCAUUGAAACACUGUUUAAAGUCCAUAACAAGGGGUCAGCCAACUCCAAAGAAUGGUCAAACACGUCACAGAAUGUUGUCACUGGGAUUCCUGUGUCAGACAAGUUGUUACUGUUUCAAGUUCCAUUGUAGUUAUUUAAUUUUAAUCUUUACAUGCACAGCCAGUGUGUUAUUUUAAAUAUUUGUAGACAUUUUGUAAAUUGUUUUUUUUGUAAAUGUGCCAUGGAAAACCCAUUCUGACCUCUAAGGAAUGACAUUGUCUAGAUUUAAAGUCACGCAUGCUAGGGGCCUGGUAGUGUCAGGCUAGAGCUUAAAAAGUUAGGAUCUCCUCACACAUGGUAACACCAAAAUAUUCUGCUGAGGUCUGCAUUUGAUAUGAGACCUUCAAGCGCUUGUGCCUUUGCCUAGUUCUGAGUCGGGCCCUGUCUCACAUGGAACUCUGGGCUGCCUGCCCUUGAGCAUGUGAUUCAACCCUCAAAUUGAACUUUGCUGUUGAAAACUUUGUUCGAACUGAAUGUGUUAGAGAAUGCUGUCUAUCUUGCAGGGCUGGAGUGCAUUUAGACAUAGGAGAAAUGAGGUGAUUAAUUCACUUGAAAUCAGGCUUGUAUGUUAUUGAGACCUGAUGAAUGUAACACAUAACAUGUUUCUUUUAGUGUUUGUAUGCUUUCCUGUGUCUGAUGGCAUUGGAGGGUGAAAUAUGUUGCAGUAUGCGUUUGCCAAUCGUAUCCGUUGAUCUUAAUGUGUAGAUAAUAUAAAAAGCACCAUGACUUCAUUUUGCAUUUACUUUUUAUUCUAAAAAAAAUGUGAUAUUUGUAUUUAUUUGUCUGAUUAGUUGUUCUGGUUGCUUGGUUACUUCCCCCUAUAAAGACAAGGCACGCUUGCACUGAACCCAACAGAGAUUUGCUGGUUUAGCCACAAUGUCAACUGGUUUGGCCACAUGCACUCCCCCCCCCCCCCCCUUCCACCCUCUGUGUCCCACUGUGUCAUGUCCUCUCAGCUAAGGUGACCGUUUGCUAAUGCAUAAGCACAAACGUUACUUGCUAGAGUCAUUCAAAAAUAAAUGCCAGUGGGUGGAUGUGUCAGAAAGAUUCAAUUUGUAAUUUGGUACUUUUAUUAUAAUAUAAAUAUUGAUUGUCUUUGUGAAAUACUGACUUGUAUUCCUAUAUAUAUUAGGAUAUAUAGGAUAUUAGAAUAUUAGGACAUCCCACUGCUCAGCUGCCAUAUAUUUUACAGUCAAGUACAUUUGAAAGCGAGUGUGUGUUUAUAAUUUAAUCUUUGUCAUUGUAAGGCCCCUCACCUUGUUCUGUUAGAGUAAAACAAUGUUACUGAAGCUAUUCAACAAUCAUAAAUGUGUUUGCUGCAAAACACAGAUUUUAUACAUUGAUUUUUGUACAGAGUUUUCUUACAGAUGGAAAGACCAGAGACUUUCAGGUGGUAUGUGGUUGCAUUUAAAUGUGUCUUCAUAUAGAAGGUUUCACAUUUUGUUAAUAAAAAUGGUGAAGGAAUUGA
This is a messenger RNA of Alosa sapidissima (American shad), 4263 nucleotides long. It is a transcript of the gene golim4a, whose product is annotated as golgi integral membrane protein 4a. Bases 522 to 2486 code for a protein of 654 amino acids. The transcript is spliced from 16 exons. The record is from RefSeq and is a predicted model, not a curated record. Lineage: Eukaryota; Metazoa; Chordata; Actinopteri; Clupeiformes; Clupeidae. Gene Ontology annotation, cellular component: Golgi membrane; Golgi apparatus.